Molecule: messenger RNA, 420 nt
Organism: Saccostrea echinata
Lineage: Eukaryota; Metazoa; Mollusca; Bivalvia; Ostreida; Ostreidae
Exons: 1
Coding region: 1-420 (139 amino acids)
Source: RefSeq, a predicted model, not a curated record
AUGGCUGCUCACAGACGACAAUUUCGUCAACGACUAAUGAGCCAUCAACACAGGCGUCCGCGACUAUUCAAAGACAGAUCAAAUCCUUUGGAAGACUUAGAAGAUGAUGAAGUUUAUGAUCGCUUUCGGUUUCGUCCACAGACUAUUAUUUUCAUCCUCGGUCUUUUCCCUGUCUUGUCCCGGCCAACUAACAGGAACCAUCCUUUGCCACCUCUGAUUCAACUUCUCCUGUCUUUGCGAUAUUUCGCCACUGGUGCGGUGCAUAUACUCAUCGGAGACUCUUUGGACAUUUCCCAAAGUUCAUCAGGAAGGUGUAUUCGUGCAGUUGCAGGACAAUUGGCGAACCUUGCUCGCAGAUUUGUUGUGUUUCCAACCAACAAUGAUGCAGCUUCUACAAAGCGUGACUUCUCUGCCUGGUAA